CGUCCUGUUGUCACCUGGUGGCGAGACAAGCGGCUGGUGGACUCGAACUUCAGCUUUGUAGGAGACGGCACUGUCGCUCGCAAUUGGCUUGAGAUCGGCGAACUCAAGCGCUCGGACUUUCUCAGCGUGCUCACCUGUCAGGCGGCAAACAACAACGUUACUGUGGCAGUGUCAAGAACGAUAACCUUGGAUAUGAACUUGAUACCACUGGACGUGGCCAUCCAGCCUCCUCGCCAUCCGCUGUCAGCGAGUCAUCCGGUGGAGCUGGUCUGCUCAUCCACUGGCUCGCGUCCUCCAGCACUGCUUACGUGGUGGAAGGGAGACGAACAGCUACUCUCGGCUAAGGAGCAUCAGGGCGGCAACAACCAUGAAGGAACCAGCUCGAGCGUUCUACUCUUCACUCCCAGGAGAGAAGACAACGGCGCAGUGCUUUCGUGCAGGGCCGAGAACCAGUUUAUACAAGGCAGUGCCAUCGAAGAGGGAUGGAAGCUAGACGUGUUCUACAAACCUCUGGCAUCACUUCGCUUAGGUCAGAAUCUGCGGGAAGAUGACAUCCGUGAAGGUCGUGACGUGUACCUUGACUGUGACGUGGACGCCAACCCUCCGGCUAAUGAAGUGACGUGGCUCUUCGAGGGGCAGGAAGUCACCACAAACACCAGCGCUGGUGUCAUCGUCAGCAGUCGGUCACUGGUGAUGCAGAAGGUGCACCGGUCGCGCCGUGGGCGGUACAAGUGCAUUGCUAUGAACCGUGAAGGCCAUGGCACCAGUAACGUCUUCAUGCUACGCAUAAAGUACGCCCCCGUGUGCAGGCAGGACCAAAAGCACAUAUACGGCGUGUCGCGUCACGAGUCCGUGUCCGUGCGCUGCGAGUUGGAGGCUGAUCCGACGGACGUGACCUUCCACUGGCGCUUCAACAGCUCCUCGAGUGGCAAGCGCCUAGAACUGGCCAGUUACAGCCACGCCCUGACACGCAGCACGGCGCUCUACUCACCGCUGAACGAAGACGACUUUGGCUUCUUGCUCUGCUGGGGCGAUAACGAAAUCGGCAAGCAGCAGAUACCCUGCAACUUCACCAUCGUUCCAGCCGGCCCUCCGGAGCAGGUGAACAACUGCAGUCAGAUCAAUGGCACCGAAGACUCGGUGUCCUUCGAGUGCUCCGAAGGUUUCUGGGAUGGCGGCGUGGCGCCCGUUACGUUCGUGGCUGAACUACGCGAGGCCGACACCGACCGGCUCGUGGCAAACGCCUCUUCCAUGUCUGGACCGGCAUUCAGCUUCAGCGGCCUCGAAGGAGGCGCUACCUUUCGGGUGUUCCUCUACUCGGCCAACCCCAAGGGACACCGGUCUCCCGUAGACUUCAUCGUCAGCACACUGCGGCCAGCUGAGAAGCUAACGGCUGGAAGCCGGGGUAUGAUCACCGCUUGGCCAGUAAUAGGAGCGCUUCUCGGCCUAAUAGUCACACUGCUUAUCGCAGCAGUGGUGAUUGUGGUGUAUGUCAAGUACAAAUACCUGAAGAGGAAGCGAGACACAUACACUGAGCCUGGCGAUGAAAAAUCCAACACCCUUCUGAAGAAGGAGGCUGACGACUUCACGGACGUUGAAGAGAAGGGUCCCGACAUCAUACCAGAUACUCCACUCUGCCAAGUUACAUAUAAAUCUUACGGUUGCGAUCAAGAUGAAAAAGCAGAGUAUGCAAAGGAGCCUCUAACGAACUACUGCACUCUUCCUGCAUCCACAAGGAAGGCUGGCGCAGCCGAAUUUCCAUGGAGAAGCCACUGUACCAAUAACGAGGAUCGAGCGUUGGGAGCUUCGGGUGUCGAACUGGCUUUUCCAAUAACAGCACGCCGACUGGGUCCCGUCGGGUCCACCGCGAGCUUGCCUCGGCCACAGCGCUUCUACCUGGACCAGGUGUCACCGGACGGCAAUGGCACGGGUCCCGUGGAUUUCCCUCGCAGCGGCGUGCUCAGACCACUGGCGUCAGCGCACAGGCUGCCUCGUCGCUCACGCAGCAACCUGGAGGACUUCGGUUCAGUGCUUUCCAACGACUCACUCGAGAGCACAGUCUGAAGUGUAGCGGCGGAUGUUUCACAGUGUUC
Rhipicephalus microplus (southern cattle tick) is the source of this 2093-nucleotide messenger RNA. Its product is annotated as neural cell adhesion molecule 2. The record is from RefSeq and is a predicted model, not a curated record. Lineage: Eukaryota; Metazoa; Arthropoda; Arachnida; Ixodida; Ixodidae. Gene Ontology annotation, molecular function: protein binding.